AUGUCCGCGCUCCCCGCCGGUGCCGACAUCAAGCGGGCUCUGGAGAACAGCCCCGAGACCAACAUCGAGGAUGAGCUGCCCGACGGGCCGCCGCAGCCGCGGCCCAAGAACUACCUGCUCCUCAGCAUCCUCUCCUGCUUCUGUCCCGCCUAUCCCGUCAACAUCGUCGCCUUCGUCUUCGCCGUCAUGGCUUUAAACAGUUAUAAUCAAGGAGAUAUAGAAGGGUCAAAAAGACUGGGUCGCAAUGCACUCUGGGUUGCUGUUGCAUCAAUUAUCAUUGGCCUUGUCAUCAUUGGAAUCUAUUGCGUAGUUCAUUUCACAACGCAUGCUAUCUGAAGACCAGGACUGCAUUUGGAGGAUAUCAUCAUGUAAAUCUCAGGAGGGGAAAAAGAAGAAGAGAAGGAAACCCUUCAUUCCAGACUGUUAGAUUUGACCCUGCAAGUCUGCAGAGGCAUGUUGCUGGUGGAUGAACUGAUAGUCCAGUUAGUUAAUCAGCAUGACGUGACCAGGUUUUCAAAAUCAUCUGUUUAUAAGCAAUCUCAGUAUAAAGCAGCAUUUUCUCUUUUACCCUAAUGUAUAAUGAAAUCUCACCCUAACAACUUCCUUUUCUUUUUCAUUUACAUGAAGUGUGUGCUGGACCCAUGAUGUUCCCUGGCUGGCCCUAGCCAGACAAACCCAACAUACCUAGACUGUUGAUAGUGCACAAUGUAAGAUCUGAUGCACAGCCCGCUGAAGCUAGUAGAAGAACUGCUGUUGCCUCCAGUGGGUUUUGGAUCAGGCCAUUAAGCAUUUUUUUAUUACUUUA
Messenger RNA from Leptosomus discolor (cuckoo roller), 805 nucleotides. The record is from RefSeq and is a predicted model, not a curated record. Lineage: Eukaryota; Metazoa; Chordata; Aves; Leptosomiformes; Leptosomidae.